AUGGGAUUGUCAGCGUCCAAGGCUGCCCUCGGGGCUACCACCGAAGAGCCCACGGAACCAGAGAGGAAACACCUUUCCAGCCUAGUAAAGUACAUAAAUGGAACAAAUAUGAAUGCUGAACGACCAUUUAAUAUUCUUCUGGAGAAAACUGGGAACUGCAGCUGGGUAGUGGUGUUCAAGGCACUAAUUACAGUACACCACCUCAUGAUUCAUGGAAACGAGCGUUUUAUCCGUCAUGUUGCAUCUCGAAAUUCUUUGUUUACUUUACACAACUUUCUGGAUAAAGGUGUCCCAGAAGGUCCAACUAUGUCAACCUUCAUCAGACGAUACAGCAGAUACUUGAAUGAAAAGUCACUCGUAUAUAGACUGAUUGCAUAUGACAUCACAAAAUCCAAGAGAGGGACAGAUGGGGUGAUGAGGACUAUGAACACCAAAAAGCUGCUAAACAUACUUCCAGUUAUUCAAACCCAGUUUGAUGCUCUUCUUAAUUUUAAUGCAAGUCCCAAUGAAAUAACUAAUGGAAUAGUACGUGCUGCUUUUAUGCUCCUCUUUAAAGAUUGUCUUCGUCUCUUUGCAGCCUACAAUGAAGGAAUCCUUAAUCUUCUAGGCAAGUAUUUUGACAUGAGGAAGAACCAAUGCAAUCAGAGUUUGGAUAUUUACAUCGCGUUCCUUGCAAGAACAACCAGAUUGGCACAGUUCCUGAAGGUUGCUGAGGAAGUUGGAAUUCAUCAGAGCAACAUUCCGUAUCUUACUCAGGCUCCUCACAGUUUAAUUGAAGCACUAAAACAGCAUUUAGCUUCUUUGGAAGACAAGAAUGAUAUCUUGCCUCCUUAUAGUCUCCAGCAUACAUUUAUCCCACUCAUCCCAAAGAGUCCAGUUGUGGAAAUUUCAGCAAGCAGAGUUUUGUUUUCAGGUCUUAACUUUGGAGAAAGCCCUGUCAAUGAAACUGACAUGAAUCAGCAUCAGGUUUCAGAGAAGGAAAUGAUUGAUGGAAUGACCUGGCAGUUAAACACCUGCACAUGCACAUCAAGCAUCUGGGAUUCCAUUUCUGCUCCUAGCAUGGUAAAAACCUAUGCUGUAUAA
Messenger RNA from Dipodomys spectabilis (banner-tailed kangaroo rat), 1083 nucleotides. Its product is annotated as phosphatidylinositol-binding clathrin assembly protein-like. Gene Ontology annotation, molecular function: clathrin heavy chain binding; SNARE binding; 1-phosphatidylinositol binding. The transcript is spliced from 12 exons. The coding region runs from base 1 to 1083 and encodes 360 amino acids. Gene Ontology annotation, cellular component: extrinsic component of presynaptic endocytic zone membrane; clathrin-coated vesicle; clathrin-coated pit. The record is from RefSeq and is a predicted model, not a curated record. Lineage: Eukaryota; Metazoa; Chordata; Mammalia; Rodentia; Heteromyidae. Gene Ontology annotation, biological process: clathrin-dependent endocytosis; clathrin coat assembly; synaptic vesicle budding from presynaptic endocytic zone membrane.